AUGACUGGUUCGGGAGGAUUUGAUUUCGUGGAUAAAGGAGAAGCAUCAUAUUGCAGUAUGAGAUUUCAACAUUUCGUGGGCAGUGUGAAUUCGUGUGUCUCCUCAUACCACGAAAACAACGACAUUGACUACACGUACAGUGAGUGUUUAGGAUCCCGAUGUGGAGAAUGUCUGAUAAGGGAUAGUUGUGCUUGGUGUAAAGACAGGAAUUUCACAAAAUCACGGUGUGGAGAGGAAAUACGUUUGAAGCAGGAUAACUGCAGAAAUAUAGUCAGAAGGCAGAACCAUACAAUUGAUUUAGUCAAGGACAACGAUUUUUCGGACGGUGGAAAGAAACAAGACGCCGUUCAAAUCAAACCACAACACGUAAAAAUCAAAUUGGUUCCAAAUACACCUCUAAAGGACUUCUACGUGAACUACAAAGUUGCAAAGAAUUUUCCGCUAGAUCUUUACUUUUUAAAUGAACCGUCCAAGACCAUGAUGACAUUAAAAAACACCUUAAAAUCUCUUACAAAAACUAUCGCGAAGGAAAUAGACGAUGAGAAUAAUACAGACAUUCAGUAUGGAUUAGGGACUGCCAUGGAUAAGCAACUUCUUCCAUUCACACGAAUUCACCAGCUCACAACUGACACAUGUGAAGGAUCUAAUAACCAGUUCAAGUGUGAAAAGCCCUACUCCUACCAUCAUCUACAAAAACUAACAAAAAACACCACAGAAUUCGAGAAUGCUGUUGAUGAAAUUAUUGCCACAACAAACUUUGACAAACCAAAUGGAAUGCUUGAUGGUUUGAUUCAAGCCAUGGUUUGUGGGGAUAAAAUUGGUUGGAGAAAAAAAGCCAGAAGAAUGCUGUUUUACUCUACUGACGCAACUUUUCAUCACGCCGGUGACGGAAGAUUAGCCGGAAUUGUUGACCCAAAUGACGGCAUAUGUCAUCUAGAUUCGUCCGGAUUUUACAGAAUGUCCGAAUUACAGGACUAUCCAUCACUUGGUCAGGUUAUACAGAAGGCAAAAGAAAACAAUAUCAAUAUAGUUUUUGUUAUCGGUGGGAAUUUUUCGGAAGUAACAAAACAAGACUUGGCGAGACUCUACUACGACACACUUACUGCUACACUACCAGGUGGAAUUCAAAGUGCUUCCAAGUUGUGGAGAAAUGCAAGCAAUAUUUUGGAUAUUGUUGUUGACAACUAUAAGAAGGUACGUGGAGUUGUCAAAUUAGUUGUUAACGAAGAAUUUGAAGAAUUGAAUGUCACCAUGUACACCACAUGUAGAACGGAUGGUCGACAUUGGACUAAAACAAACAUUUGUUUCGGACUGAACCCACAUAAAGAGGCUCAUUUCCUUCCUUAUGUACAUGCAACAUUCGAAAAGUGUCCUGAAAAUGAAAAAUUAAACUUUACCAUUUUCCCUGAGGGUUUGGAGGAGCGAGUGUUUGUGGAAUUAGAACACGUGUGUAGAUGUGAAUGUGAACUGGAACCUGAGGCGGAACCAAAAAGUUCUAAAUGCAACUAUCAUGGUACCUUUGAAUGUGGAAGUUGUAAUUGUGAUUCCGGUUGGAUUGGGGACAGUUGUGAAUGUGAUAACAGGGGGACUGAGGAUGAGAAAUGUGGAACAGAAAAGGGAAUUUGCAAUGGUGCCGGACAAUGUACAUGCCGGAAGUGUGAAUGUUUCAAAGGCUACAGUGGAGAGAAAUGUGAAUGUAAUGACGAGAAUUGUAGGACCUACAACAAACUUCUCUGUGGUGGUCCUGAACGGGGACGAUGUGCAUGUGGAGCUUGCGUUUGUAAUGCUAAUUAUUCAGGGGAAGCUUGUGAUUGUCUUCAAUCAGAGGAACCAUGUAAGAGCAACAAUGGUACGAUAUGCUCCGGAAAUGGCUUUUGUGAAUGUGGACACUGCAUAUGUAAUACAGGCUUUCGAGGGAAGCUGUGUAACAGUUGUACGCAUUGCCCAGGUAUCUGUAGCAACAAUAAAGACUGCGCUGAAUGUAUGGCCUUCAAUCAGGGUCUUUACAACUCAACCGUCUGCAAACAACGUUGUUAUAAUGUCGAAACUGCAUCAUUCCUCCAACCACGAACCACAGAAAACCAAAAUGAUUUAGUGACAAUAAAAUCCUGCAUCAUUGAAGACGCAUUCGGAUGUUUUAUAAAUUUCAAUGUCUAUGAUAGCGAUGAAGGACGGAAAGUGGUAGUGAAAGAAACUAAAAGGUGUCCAGCUGGUCCACCGAACCUGUUGUUAGUAGGACUAAGCAUCGCAGGAACUAUUCUACUGAUUGGUCUGAUUUUGUUAAUUAUUUGGAAGUUGCUGACAUUGUUGUACGACCAUGUUGAAUUCUCAAAGUUUGAAACAGAAAUCAUGAAUCCAGCUUGGGAAAAGUCUGAAAAUCCUAUCUAUAAAGAAUGUGUGACUAAAAUAGAUAACCCAAUGUGUGACUCCGGGUUUAAUCCUGAUGAAAAUGAUGAAAAGAUACUUAUACAUGAAAUGGAAGUGGAUACGGCCUCAAGCGAGACACAGUGCCCGGAAAAGACAGUGGACACUAGCGAUGAAUGAAUUUAUACAGUAUAUAUAUAUUAUACUUAAAAAUCAUUUAAACAGAUAAAAUUUAUAUGCCUAAGGUUACCUGUAUAGAAACACUGAUAUCAGAAGUUUUGUUCUAAGAUUUAAUCCGAGACUUUUCACCUUGAUAUAUUCAAAAUUUGGCUUUAUUUGCAACCUGCUUUAAUCAAUUAAUUUCACUAUGGAGAAAAGGUACAUCUAUGAGAAUAACAAGGAUAAACUAAUAUAUUUUGAAAAAAAAAUUAUAUCAUUAGAAAUGGCUAUCUACAAUAUCUAA
Molecule: messenger RNA, 2827 nt
Organism: Saccostrea echinata
Lineage: Eukaryota; Metazoa; Mollusca; Bivalvia; Ostreida; Ostreidae
Product: integrin beta-3-like
Exons: 23
Coding region: 1-2544 (847 amino acids)
Biological process (GO): cell migration; cell adhesion mediated by integrin; cell-matrix adhesion
Cellular component (GO): integrin complex; focal adhesion; cell surface
Molecular function (GO): integrin binding
Source: RefSeq, a predicted model, not a curated record